GAAAGAUACGGGAGGGCCACUUCCCCCAAACCAACGGCCAACCAUGGAACCACAGCUUUCCACCAACCUUGAGCUCAUUGAUAAAGCACCCCCGUGAGACGAGCUAGCGCUAGCCAGAGAGGCAAGACUAAUAUUGGCAACAGACAGUGCUACCAGUAUUCCAAUGCAAUCAAAAUGGCAGGGUUUCUGAAGAAAGCCCAGAUUGGCGCCAAGCUGAAGGGUAGCCUGACUGCUACCAAGGAAUCUUUCCAUGCUGCCAAGAACAAGGCUGAUGUCCUGAUUGCGGCGGCAGCGGUGGAUCUUCAUGAAAACAUCGAGUCGACGAUGGAACGGUUCGAAGUCAAUUACGACAAAUAUCUGGAUAAGCCAGUCACAUUGACCGCCAAAGUCUGGAAGCGAAGAGGGGGAAUUGCCAGGUACAAGCAUCGUCAGGGUGGCAAUGCCUGGGAACUCCGCCGUAUGGAACUCCGAGGGACUGCCUUGCUCUAUUACAAUGCCCUGGACGAAGAAGAAAUUAUCUUUGGAGGUAGUUCGCGAGACCUUCGGGCCAGUGAAGCCAAUUUGAGCACUCCCCCCAAGUCCAAGCUGACUGCAUCGGCUGUGUGGUCCCCCGACAGCAAGGAAUCUCCCAUGAAUGCUAGCACUACCAGUAUGGAUGAGAGUAGCCGAGAUGUUAAAUUGCCACGGGGUUUGUUGGAUCUGGCAGAGGAAAAGGCGACAGUCCAUGCCUCGAUGGGACAUCAGACAGGAGCCCCUAGUCCAUUCUGUUUGUCCAUCAUGACCGGUUUGGUCAAACAGGAAACCAAAUGGAAAUUGGCAUUCGACGAUCAGGCUUCUCUCAUGCUGUGGUUGGCCGCCUUGACUGAUAUUGUCGUUCAAACAUCCUUGGAUGACUACAACGUGCAGCUCUUGAAAGCUGCCAAUCCAAACAAUCCCGAUCCACCACCCAUAUUCUUAAGACCACCGCCAGUCUUCGAACCACCCACCGACGGCGAUCCAGAGACGAAAGAGACGCUAAAGGCCAGUGGGUCGACUCAACACUCUUUCUGGUUUACGGGAGACUACAGCAUCUCCAGCAAAGACAAACAAAUACAAAGCAACGACCAAUCAGACAAUAAGACCCCCAGCACUCCGGAAAAAGAUCAAGCCAGCAGUGGCAACCCGCCGUCCAUCGCAUCCGAGAAGCUACCAUCCAUGCUGGAUCAUACCCGAGCGUUGCAAGAUUUAGAAAAGCAGCAUCAGCAAGAACGCCAACAACGGGAAGAUAAGCACCAGCGAGAAUUGCAGGCCGCCCGUGCAAAGAUUGAAGAGUUGACCCAAACCAACAAUGCCAAGGCGGAAGCCAAUGCGGCCACUCAAGCCCAACUCCGAGACCAGAAUGUCUUGCAGGCAAAAAAGGCAAUCGAAUUGGAAAAGACCAAAACGGAUUUGGCAGAGUUGCAAGAACGCAUGGACAUCAAGGUGGAAAAACUGCAGGAACAGAUCCAGUCGAUGAAGGCCAAGCACCAGCGGGACCUGACCGAGCAAGGAGCAAACCAAAAGUCGCCCAACAAGGGUGCUGACAAUCAGAGCCAACAACGAAAACUGGACGAAAAGGAGCAAGAGAUUAACAACCUCACGAGUCAAUUGGAGGAACUGGAGAAUGCUCACAAUCAAAAAGUCAAGCAGCUCCAAGAGAAUCUGUCGACGACCGAACAAAGCAAGGUCAUGGCCAUCAAGUUGGUCGAAGAUCAGUGGCAAAAGAAACUCGACAAGGAAAAGCAGCAAGCUCAGAGACGAUUGGAAGCUGCUCUGGAGGAGGCAGCCGCCAAAGACAACGGAGCCGAGGAUGAGAGUAGUAAGGGAUUGGCGGAGAAGGAGGAACAAAUUGCCACCCUUUCAAGUGAGCUCGAAUCGAUGCGCGCCGCAACGACGGAACAAAUAAAAUCCUUGCAAGAUCAAUUAUCCCAAGCGACGGCAAAGCACGAGAGCACCCAGGGUGAGUCUCAAAAAGUGAUUGCAGAGCUCCAACAGAAAUUGCAACUUCAGACGGAGAAAAUUGCAAAUUUGGAAAAAUCAGUUCCUUCCAAACUCGAUGACAGCCACAACGAUUUCGAAGAGUGCGACGAGUUUGAAGAUGCCAUCGGGGAAUAG
This is a messenger RNA of Seminavis robusta, 2133 nucleotides long. Lineage: Eukaryota; Bacillariophyta; Bacillariophyceae; Naviculales; Naviculaceae. The record is from the annotation of a GenBank genome assembly.